AUGGGAAUACCUGUUAUCUCUUCUCGUAAACCAGAAUUUGAUCAUAAACAAUGUAGUCAUUGUCGUACUCAACUGGAAUUUCCGAUUCCAAAAUCCAAGCAAACAUCCGUUCAUUCGAAAAAACCAAGACGACAAUUCGGUACAGAACAAGAACCUUUGGAAACUGAACUUUAUGAUAUACUUGGGGUUUCUCCAACCGCUUCAAGUAGUGAAAUUAAGAAACAAUAUUAUAAACUUGCACUACAAUUUCAUCCUGAUAAAAAUAAGUCCCCUGACGCAGAAUACCAAAUUUUGUCAAAUCCUGAUUUAAGGAAGAAAUAUAACGAAUUUGGUGGAAAAAAUGAUGUUGAGCCUGAGGGUGGCUUUGUUAAUCCGGAAGACUUUUUCAGACAACAAUUUGGUGGUGAUCGUUUCGUAGAUAUCAUCGGUGAGAUAUCAAUUGGACGAGAUAUGAAAGAGGUUCUUCAAAACGCAGCGGAAGACACUAAUGGAGACGGUGCAGAAAUGCGUAGGGAAACGAAUGAAGAGGAACGCGAUAAGAUUCGACAACAACGUGUGGAUAAAUUGGUUUCAAAUCUAAUACAUAAACUUUCUAUGUAUGUCGAUUCAAACGAUGCAAAGGGAGCCGAACAAUUUAAGAAUGUGAUCGAGAUUGAGGCAGAUGAUCUUAAAGCUGAAUCUUAUGGGAUUGAAUUAUUACAUGCUAUUGGAUUUACUUAUUCACUUAAAGCUAAACAGUAUAUAGGUGGUGAUCAAAUCUUUGGUUUACCUAGAUUUGGACAUAUAUUAAGAGAGAAAGGUCAUGUAUUCUCGGAAACUAUUUCGACAUUGCGAUCUGCUAUUGAUCUUCAGAAUUCUUUUAAGGAAUUACAAAAAGCUGAACUGGAGGGAUUGAACGAUGUUGAAAAGAGUAAACUGGAAGAAGCAACUGCUAAUAAAGGUUUAACGGCUUUAUGGAAAGGUUCCAAACUCGAAGUUGAGGGAGUUCUAAGAGAAGUUUGUGAUCGUGUACUGUCAGAUUCUAAAGAAAGUAAAGAAGUUUUAAUUAAACGCGCAGAAGGAUUAAAGAUAAUUGGAGCCGUUUAUGAAAAUGUCAAAAGCGAUUCCGAGUAA
This is a messenger RNA of Funneliformis mosseae, 1113 nucleotides long. Lineage: Eukaryota; Fungi; Glomeromycota; Glomeromycetes; Glomerales; Glomeraceae. The record is from the annotation of a GenBank genome assembly.